CUGAGGUUUCGAAACUUCCAUUAAAUAAAACCUUCAAUUCUUCAAUCAGAUUUCCCCUUUUUCUCUCUCCUCAAAUCUCAGUGCUUGAAGCUACACUGUUAGCAAAAUUGAUUGUCAUUUUCGGGUUUUCCCCCAAAAUUGAAUUAAAAAGGAUUAGGGUUAGGGAUUUGUUAAGCAAUGGCUGCCGUCGAACAAAUUACUGAGGGGGUUAACAACUUGAGCGUCGUCGAUUCUGCGAAGAAGAACCGAAUUCAAGUUUCUAACACCAAAAAGCCCCUUUUCUUCUACGUUAAUCUCGCCAAGAGGUACAUGCAGCAACACACUGAGGUUGAGCUUUCUGCUCUGGGAAUGGCCAUUGCCACUGUUGUAAGCGUUGCAGAAAUUCUCAAAAAUGGUGGGCUAGCUGUUGAGAAGAAGAUCAUGACAUCUACAGUUGAUAUAAAGGAUGAUUCGAGAGGAAGGCCAGUCCAGAAGGCAAAGAUAGAGAUACUACUGGAGAAAUCUGGGGACUUUGAUGAAAUUAUGGCAGCUGCAGCUGAGGAAGCAGAAGUUGCUGUCGCUGAAGACUAGAGUUUUUUUAAAUAGGGUUCUUUCUUUUGGUGUAGUAAUCAAGAUUUUCUGAUGUAGUCAUUUUCUUUCAUUGCAAAUGUCAAGGGAUUUGAUUUCCAUGUGAGCAUGUAGUUAAUUAAUUUUCCCCCUUUAGUGUAGGUUCCUAGAAAAGUUGUGGAUCUUGAAAUUGGUUGGUCGUGUCAAAAUUUUCAUUCAGUUCCUGGGUGUAGUUUUACUGUGGUUAAAUGAGAUUGUUCGAUAUAA
Molecule: messenger RNA, 813 nt
Organism: Spinacia oleracea (spinach)
Lineage: Eukaryota; Viridiplantae; Streptophyta; Magnoliopsida; Caryophyllales; Amaranthaceae
Exons: 5
Coding region: 178-570 (130 amino acids)
Cellular component (GO): nucleus
Molecular function (GO): RNA binding
Source: RefSeq, a predicted model, not a curated record